Serinus canaria (Common canary) is the source of this 1119-nucleotide messenger RNA. RefSeq lists its product as uncharacterized. Lineage: Eukaryota; Metazoa; Chordata; Aves; Passeriformes; Fringillidae. Bases 19 to 1119 code for a protein of 366 amino acids. The transcript has 2 exons. The record is from RefSeq and is a predicted model, not a curated record.
AACAUCCCAGGGACACCAAUGGGGCAGGGACAACAUCCUGGGGCAGGGACACCAACGGGGCAGGGACACCAACGGGGCAGGGACAACAUCCCAGGGCAGGGACAACAUCCCAGGGACACCAACAGGGCAGGGACAACAUCCCAGGGACACCAACGGGGCAGGGACACCAACAGGGCGGGGACAACAUCCCAGGGCAGGGACACCAACGGGGCAGGGACAACAUCCCAGGGACACCAACGGGACAGGGACACCAGCGGGGCAGGGACAACAUCCCAGGGACACCAACAGGGCAGGGACACCAUUCCAGGGACACCAACGGGGCAGGGACACCAACAGGGCAGGGACAACAUCCCGGGGACGCCAACGGGGCAGGGACACCAACGGGGCAGGGACAUCAGCAGGGCAGGGACACCAACAGAUCAGGGACACCAUUCUGGGGACACCAACAAGUCAGGGACACCAUUCCAGCAGGUCAGGGACACCAAUAGGGCAGGGACUCCAUCCCAGGGAAUCCCAGCUGGCCUGGGACACCAUUCCAGGUCAGGAACACCAUCCCAGGGCAGGGACACCAUCCCAGGGAGUCCCAUCAGGUCAGGGACGCCAUCCCAGGGAAUCCCAGCUGGCCUGGCUGGGAUGGACCCCAAUCCCAGCCCCUUCCAUCCUCACAGACUGUUCCAAGUCCUGUCCAGACUUUUCCUUGGACACUCCCAGGGAUUCUCUGGGAAUUCCAGCCCUGCCAGGAAUUCCCACCCAUCUCCCCUUUCCCAGCUACCUUGGGAUUUCUCCCAGAUUUUGGAGAGGAGUUUUUCCCUGUGCAAAUCCCACUUCUCCCUCCUUGCUUCAUCCCUGUGCUGGGAAAAGGUCAGGAAGGGAAGGAUUUGGGGUGGGAAUUCCUCCCUCCCCUCCUUCAGGGAGCCUCAAGCUCCUCCUGUCCCAGCCCCUUCCAUGGAGACGGAAUUUUCCCCCUGUCCCCAAGUGCAGGAUCCAACUUGCUGCAAGAGCAAUUCCUGCAGCCUGGGCUUCCAUCUUCUCUGCUGCCUUCCCAUGCCAUGGAAUGCUGGAAUUCCAGCCUGGACUGGGUGGGAAGGGACCUUCAAUCCCAUCCCAUUCCAACCCUGA